GUCUCUAAUUGAUGAACACUUUGUUGUUCGCGCGCUGGCGCCACUUUCGUUUGUUGGGACACACCCCUGAAUAAAGUUAGUUAUGGCUGACUAGGAAUGGAGCGUGUUUGUGUUCUACGAGGCUCCCUAGUUAAGAGGAAUUGGGCGAAAAUAGAGACCUUUUAUUCACUGGCAAUUGGCCUAGGAAGAGCCGAAGGCAUAGCAAAGCAAGAAGUUAACAAUUGGCGACGAGGAAGUGUGAAGCGGACCGCAAAUCUCUGAAGAAGUACACCGCGUGCGUAUGGGUUUGCCGUCAAAACGUGUGAGUGAUUCUCAAUAUCGCUGAAAAUCAAGAGGAUCAGAUGGCGGAUGACGAGCAAGAACGACCUGUGCCUCGCGAGGGAGCAAGAAGAGGGAGACGGCCUGAUCCGUUUAAUCCGAACGGACCGUUAUCAUUCGAUGAGUAUCUCCAAAGGUGGGCUUUCCAUUUUCGGGUGCAGAAGAUUACGGAUGCGGAAGAAAAACGAGACUAUUUUGUAGAUAGCCAAGAUGACAAGACUUUCAGCAUCAUCAGUAAAAUCUGUACGCCGACCAUGCCGGAAGAAACAUCGUUUGAGGUAAUCACGGCAAGGUUGUCGCAAUACUUUAUGCGAAACGAGCCGCAGAAGAUCGUUUAUCAAGAUCAAUUCAACCAGCGUGUGCAAGGACCACAGGAGCCGGCUGCUGAGUAUAUCGCAGAAUUGUCAAGUUUGGCUACGAAGUGUGGUUUAAAGGCAAGGGAGGAGUUGCUGGUGCCAAAGAUUAUCAGUGGUUUAAAAAACAUAAAACUGAAAGAAGAAUUCUUGGCGGAAGACUCAGACAAGUUGACCUGGGAUUUUGUGACGGCAAAGAUCUAUGCGCAUGAGCGUGCUGCGAUGAGUGCCCAGACGUUAUCCGGUGCAGCAACAUUGAAUCAGAUGGGGGAGUCGGCAGCCAGGAGAUUUGGCAAAAAGGGCCAGUUCCAGAAGCAGCAACGGCGACAGGGAAGUGGGCAGGAGGACGAAAAGAAACUGUCUUGUUCUGGUUGUGGCCGCCGGCAUGAGCGAGCAGACUGCACGUUUAAGGAUGCGGAGUGUUUCGUUUGCCAGAAGAAGGGACACAUCGCUCGUGUGUGUAAAGCUAAAGGGAAAAAGGGUAGUGCUCACCUUGUACAGGAGGAAGAGGAUUUGGAGGAAGGACAGGCGGAAGCUGUUACCAACUACCUGUUACAGAUCGAAGCAAUGCCGACAGCCAAGCAGGGAAAAAUCGAGUUGGAAAUUCCACUGGCUGGUCGUAAGCUGUUAAUGGAAGUGGAUACGGGAGCAACAUACUCACUCAUUGGCUGGCCAACGUUUGUAGACUUUUUCCCUGAUGCUAAUUGUCUCCAGCCGAGUGAUGUGAAGAUGAAGACUUGGGGCCAAAGUGGAGAUAUUAGAGCUGCUGGGAAAAUUAUGGUAGAAGUGAAGCCAAAGGGUGCGCCGCAAGUGAAGUUGGAACUCCUUGUCAUGGAAAAGGAAGGCCCUGCUCUGAUUGGAAGAAAUUGGUUCAAGCCACUGGGGAUUUCAGUGCAAGUUCCGGAGUUGGGGGUUACAAGGAUACCUCCUAGGGCCCCAAAGAAAGUAUGUUUGCCUGAAGUACUCCAGUUGUCACAGCUGCCACCUGAGCUGAGUGAGUUUGCAGAAGUAUUUGAACCAGUGUUGGGCCGGUACAAGGGAGAACCUGUCCAUAUUCCUUUGAAGCCUGCCGCUAAGCCAAGACAGUUUCCAGCACGAAAUGUCCCUUUCGGUCUGCGAGAGAAAGCAGGCAAAGCGAUCGAUGAGCUGGAGAAGAAAAAGGUGAUUGAGAGAGUAAUGUUCAGUGAGUGGGCGACGCCCGUAGUGUACGUGGAAAAGGGCGAGUCAGUGCGGUUGUGCGCCGAUUUUUCGGCGACCGUCAACCCUGCGUGCGCUUCGGCGGAUUUCCCGUUGCCGUCAAUCGACCAGCUGAUCUCCGGUGUGAAACCUGGCAGUCAUUUUACUAAAAUUGACUUGGCAGAUGCCUAUCUGCAGUUCGAGGUGGACGAAGAGUCGUCCAGGAUGCUGACCAUCAGUACACACAAAGGUAGAUACCGCUUUUUGAGAUUGCCCCCAGGAUUGUCAAUCUGCCCUGCUAUUUUUCAAGAAAAGAUAAGAAAGCAAUGUUGGCAGUGGAACAGUUGCCAAAAAUACCCCUGCCCGAGCAAGCAGCAGUUUGUCGUAGCUACAGGGACCCAAAAGUUAGAUGGGAGCCAGCUCAGGUCGUACGUGCCUUGGGUCCUCGGCGAGUGCUGUUGCAGACGAGCCAUGGUACGGUCGAGAGGCAUGCGGACCAAGUAAAACUACAGCCAACAGGACAGGUGCCAGGUACCGGGACCGUGCGUAUGGACGAGGAACUGCCUCAGGGUUAUCCUGAGCCCCCUCAGGUACCGCUGGAACUGCCUGAACCAAGGCUGGAGGAGGAACACGCACUUUCGGAGCCUGGUCCGGUCUCUCCGGUAAAGCCGACAACGCCGGUACGAGAGCUUCGAGUUCGUCCAAAUAGAGACGUGAGGUUGCCCGCAAGGUUCAAAGACUAUGUGAUGAAAUAACGGCAUGGAUAUGAGGCUGCGAUAAAAGAAGAGGCUGAUAAUUCAAGUUGUCACGCAAAAUGAGUGAGGUACAAUCAAGUGCAAGUCAAUGUCGGCGUGAAAUUUUGGUGGGGCAAAAGUUGGGUUAUUUGUUUUUCCAUUUGUUUGAUUUUGCCAAAUUAUGUUCUGUUCAAACUAAGGCAGGAGGAAUUGAUAUGUCUCUAAUUGAUGAACACUUUGUUGUUCGCGCGCUGGCGCCACUUUCGUUUGUUGGGACACACCCCUGAAUAAAGUUAGUUAUGGCUGACUAGGAA
Molecule: messenger RNA, 2895 nt
Organism: Cloeon dipterum
Lineage: Eukaryota; Metazoa; Arthropoda; Insecta; Ephemeroptera; Baetidae
Exons: 1
Coding region: 342-2351 (669 amino acids)
Molecular function (GO): zinc ion binding; nucleic acid binding
Source: RefSeq, a predicted model, not a curated record